GUCAACAAACCGAACACGCUCCUUGCGCCGGAUCAAUAGUAUUAAUAUUGCAGGCUACCCAGACUCACUUCCACGCAUCACGAAUAGUGCACAUGUUUUUGAGAUAGGUACCCGUCGGUGUGGGCUGAUCACCAGCAUAAAUUCUGGCAAUCAGCCUAGCUGGCGAAAGAGCAUCGUUGAUCCUGGUUCCUGACUGCUGUAAUUUGAUAAUACUCACUUUCUACACUCCAGCUUUUAAGCAGAAGACGCUUUAGGUCAACAAUGGAUUGAUUUGUACUUGAGCGUGGUUAAUUCAUCUGUGGAAAAUCAACAUACAGGAGAGUUUCUUCAGUACAGUUUUCAGAAUCAAGAGCACUGCAGGUACAUGUACAUGUAUCGGUAGCCAGUGUAUUUUGCCAGUGUAUUCCGAAAAUGGCAGGCACGAGCACACCCCUCACCCAGCUUCAGAAGCUGGCUCGCCGUAGCACAGCCGUCAGUGUUCGCAACGUGAGCAGGGCCUGUGCGAGCCAAAACAGAAACUCGAAAACAGACCAGCCCAAGGAUUUCAUUCGGCCCAACAAACUGGCCUAUUCGGGUAUGCGGUCGUCAUCCGUGGUCCACGAUUACAGCCUGGCAAAAGAGAAGUCGCGACCGGUGGUGUCAUUCUACAACCAGACUGCAAUAGAUGCUGCGGCCACAAAGCCAUCUGUUCGCCUUACGCCAGCAACACUGCUCUACACAGGCAAAUCACCUGAUGGCAAUCACCUUCUGCGAAGUGCCCAGUACCUGCACAAGGAGUUGCCCGUGCGAGUUGCCCACCGCAUCGCCGAGUUCCGAGGCCUUCCUUUCAUUGUGGGCUGCAAUCCGACAAUCCUCCAGGUGCAUGAGCUCUAUAUCCGAGCAUUCCACAUGUUGUCGGAGUUCCCCCAGGUCACUGACCGUGACACAGAGCUUCGGUAUUGCCGAUUGGUGAAGGGGCUUCUUGAUGACCACAAAGACAUUGUCACCCACCUAGCAGAGGGCUUCAGGGAAUCCAAGAAACACAUCAAGGACGAAAACUUGAUCCACCACUUCCUGAACCGGACUCUGACCUCCCGCCUGGGCAUCAGGAUGUUGGCGGAACACCACCUGAGCCUCCACCAGGACAUGAACGAUUUUAUUGGAAUCAUUUGCACCAAAAUGUCCCUGAGGAAGGUGAUUGAAAAGUGGGCAGAUUUUGCGAGAGAACAGUGUGAAAUGAGAUAUGGUUUUACCCCAAGAGUACGCAUCAACGGGCACACUGGGGCCACUUUCCCAUAUAUCCUACAGCCACUUGACUACAUGCUGCCAGAGUUGAUUAAGAAUGCACUCAGGGCAACUGUUGAGAGUCAUCUGGACACGCCGCACAACCUGCCCGAUGUGGUGAUCACCAUCGCAAACAGUGACAUGGAUUUUGUGAUCAGGAUAUCCGACCGAGGGGGCGGCAUCUCGCACAGUCACGUCAACAAGGUGUUCCUUUACCACUUUACCACUGCACAGGACAGUGUGGACCCGCGGGUGACAGGAGGCACCUUCGGCGCUCUGACGAAUACGAACAAUGGGCCCACCGCCGGGCCCUUCUGUGGGUUUGGUUUCGGCCUCCCUGUGUCCAAAGCCUAUGCGGAGUACUUGGGCGGGUCUCUGGUCUUGCAGACCAUGCAUGGCUAUGGAACCGACCUCUACCUGCGACUCAGACACAUCGACGGCCGGCACGAAAGUUUCCGCAUCUGAGAUACGGAGGCCGGUGUACAAGGAGCAGCCAGGCGGGGCUGCUGAAAAGAGUAUUAACCUUGAAACCUUCCAGUUCCUUCAAAAUCCAUUGAGCACUUUUUGUGGGAUUUUGCAGGAUUGAAGAACGCACAGACCAGAUGGUAUUACUGUCUGUCAAUUGGAUGUCAUACAGGGCUUGCGGUUCUCACACAUUGAGUGCGAGAAUCACACAUUUCAAGUUAUUCUUAUGCUCUUUGGCCCAUGUUAGAAUUAUCACGCUUUAACCUAUAUCACUUCUAUGUCCUCUCCCAACUAAGCAUUGAAAACAUGAUUUCUGGACCUGCAAGCAUUCUUUCUCUUGAAGAGCAAACAACUUGGAUCAACUGUCAUCAUAGCAGCAUUGUGUUUUGAGCAUUCAGGACUUAUACAUUAGUGACUGAAAUCGGCUUCCAGCACUACGUAUGGUUCCGCCUAUACUCUCACAUAAACGUUGGCAGCCCUGUAUGAAGAAAGAUGAAGUGCCAAGAAUAUGGCGUUGGGUUUUUUCACAAGGUGGAGGAAUAAUCCAUGUUUCUGCAUGGAUUAUUCCAGAUUCAUCCAAAAUUUAAUAAAAAAUAGCAUAUUUGCAAGCCAUUAUGUAACAGUGCCGUAAACCUGCCUAUGUAUGUAAUCUAUGUAAGUCUGUCUCAAGUCCAUUUUAAGUCAUCCAGUCUUCAACUAUGAGCUGUUCAAAUAAAAUGUGACAACAGCAGUCCUUUGUCACUGUCCACAAACCUAUGUAUGACUGGUCUUGCGAAGGCACUUGUGGGAUGACUUCUGCAGAUGGACUCGACUUCGAUACUGACACACAGCUUUGCAGAUUUCUUGAUGGCUUUUUCGUUUUUUGUUUUUUUUUUCAGAGCCUUCAGGAAUCCUCCAAAAGUUCCUUUAAAAACCAAUGGCACUUUCGCACCCUUAACAGUUGGACAAAAAAAUCCUCUGUGUUUUUAGCUCAGGGCUAACUUACAGCAUUACAUCUGAACCACAUUUGCAUUGAACUAAACAGUGUAAGACGUUACAAUUUGUUAACACUCGGUCGCGGUUAUUCUUCCAAUUGCACAUGGAUUACUUGCGACCCGCGGCAAGUCCCUUGGUCACUUCAAACAUCUGGUGGCAUGUCAUAUAUAAUCCGACACCAGAUGUGGCUUCAAGAAAGCAAGAAGCUUACUAAAAAUUUUCUUGUCAAGUCGUCCAUUGUGUGUUGCAUACGUAUACGUAUAAGUAUAGUACUGUGUGGGCACAUGCACGAGAAACAGCAGAGGCCAUAUGGGCAUGCCCUGACCCAUUCACAUGAUCAGAAUCUAAGUUUUAUGUUACAGUGGAGGUCCAUAUUAGACUCUUUAUAACAUAAAGCUGAUAGUGUCAUUCUUCCACAACCCAGUGGGGCCCUGUAAAUAUCUGCUGCAGAAGGUAAAAUUGAAGAUGACACUUGACAGAUUUGACAUUUCACCGAAUGCCUGCACUGGAUGUAGUAUUUUUAAAUGUGCAAAAGUCUCUUAAGUUUAACCAAGAAAGUCUAGUGCAAACAAAGCUUAAGCCUGUACAACUCUCCCCCCAAAAAUCUGAUAAACAAGGCAUGCAGUAUAUAGCCAGGAGAGUUUGCCUAUCUUAAGGAACAAAAAACAUACAAUUCAGUACAAUUUCAGGUGAAUAUGGAUCUUCUAAUUCUGCAUGUUAAUGUUACUGUAGGCAUUCUUCAAAUCGAAAUCAUUGAUUUUUUUGAAAAAUGACUGCAAGAAAUUAUUGGCAAUCAUCUCAUAUGUUGUAUCGUGUUACCCAUCCCCUCAACUGAAAGGGUUGAGGCAGUGAAUUUGUCGUAGACGCACAUUUCAUGUAACUUCGUUUAUUUUCUUCGAGUUUUUUAAGUUACUUGACGUCCUUUUUGAGGUUUGGUGUAUUGAAAAGUGUAUGUUUUGAAACAUCUGAAAGUGUCCGUGCUUUUUCUGACAACGGAGGGUAGUGUUGCUGUGAUAUCAUUCGGGGAAGACACUGGUCAGUGUAUAGGUUUUACUAUGUAAAAUUGCGAAUGCUAAUUUGCUAAUUUAAAACAUUUCAUGAGAGAGAGUUGCUCGCUGCCUUACUGCCAUCUACUUACUCAAGAACGCAUCACCAAAGAAAAAGAAAUUGCCAAAAAUUCUAGCGGAUUUUUGUGCACACUUCAAUGUUGCGUUGACGUUUUUCUCCCCAGAAAAGCAUCACAGUUUGGCCAGGAAAACGGAUACUGACAUAAGCAUGAAAAGCUAAAGUGCACCAAAAUAACUUUUAACGCAGCAAAACAAACAUUGCAGGUAAGAUUAAUUGAAAAGGACAAAGGUAUUAUUUUAAUGGUCAUGGUUAAAAAGCAGUUGCCCUGCAUGUACCCUUUAACCAGUGUGUGAGAGAGUGUCAGGUAUAUAUUGACACUUUGAAAUUGCUUAGCGACGCACAGUUUCCUGUACCAUGUUCUCCAGUUACAGUCAGUUUCUUAUCAUGUGACGUAUCAUGUGACACGACAUGUGACACAUCACAGGGUCAGUCAUGGAUCAUGUUGAUCCUUUUGUGUAGGGCAUUGGUUCUUAAGCUUGCAAACGUAUGAAACGAAAGAACAUGUUCUUUGUCAUUCAGUUCUUUCUAGUAAAAUUGUUGGACACAUUGUAAAUGUCUCAUGCAGUCACCAAUCUGAGGACAAACAGGUGAUUUCGUGAUUGUUUGGUUUGCCAAGUGAUAGUGACAUUUUAAAUGUUAAUUAAACACUUAAGUGGCAUUCAUACUUUUUGCCACUGUGAGUUAAAAUAUAUUUAGUUUUAGAUUUACAGGGAUAUCCACGGAGAAGAUUAUUCAAAUAUUAUUGGUAUGUAGGUCUGUCUGGGUAGUCAACAUUUUUGAUCGUAGAAAAUCGAUAUUCAACAAGGAUGAAGCUGCUUUUUGUGAAAUCCACUCUAAGCACAAUCACAUUGUUUUUUUUUAAGUGCAUAUGUAAUCAUUUACAAGAUUAUUACAUAUUCAAAAUAGUAGGCCUUAAAAUGUCGCGCAUUUCAAUAUAAAAGCAUGCCAAUAAAAAUGGACGUUGUUUCAUCGAAACUGAAAUAUAAAUGAAGAAAGAAUGAGACGUAAAGUGCCGCAUUUUUUCCGAAAGGGGGGAACAACUGACAAACUUGACUUCAGUAUUACUGCAGCCGUGAAAAGGGGAUCGUGUCGGUUUCAUACACUUGUAAAGUUAUUGGAUGAAGGGUAUCUUUGUGGCAUGUUCAGUUCAAGAGAUAAAAUAGUGUAUGGAAUAAUAGCAGUGUGUUUGAUGAGGACGCUGCGUGUUUUGUGUAGCUCAACAAACACUGGGGAAGUUCACGAAAUUGUUGCUUUCUGAAAAGGAUUCAUUCAUGAUUAAUCGGGACAAUAGUGGACAGUUGUGGAAUUCGGCUGUUUCUUAUACCAAAGAUUUAUACACCAAUGUGUGGAAGGCAUUCCUUUCCUCUUUUCUCUUGCGUGUUUUUUUCCUCAUUUUUCUGGUUAUGGGGAAUUAUGCCAACCACUUUAAGGAAAACUUGGGUUGUUUUAGGACGACGUUUGAAAACGACAAAUUCAGUUUACAGAAGCAAGUGUUAACGUAGCCGAGGAGGUUUUGCCGGUUUGAAUUUGAUUCACGAGUCAUAGGUAUUGCUCGUGGAGUAACUGUUCAGUUAUUCAAAUCGAUUUGGUGUCUGUUUGGAAACAUUGGUUUAUGCUCUCAUUUUCAGUCUUUGUUUUCUCAUUUGUUUUUCCUCCUUUUUAUUUACAAUUUAAUUUCUUGACAGAAUAAAAUUCGGUUCGACAUAAGAUUUGGGUUUUGUCUGUUGUAGCGUGGAGCAAAUAACUUCGAAAUUCAUUUCCUUUCUUUUGAUUUCGUUCAUAAAAAGUACAGUUCUUUUACUUCUAACAUCGGGCCUUGGAUUUUUCACGUUUUUAUUCAAAGGGCAUUCGCAGCAGGUACAUGUUAUAAUGUUACAAUGGUUAGUGGAUGUUAUUAAUUACAGCACGAUUUCGUGUUUAUCAGCUUGGAAAAUGAUUGAACAGUUAAUGUGGCCACUCCGUUGCUGAUUUUGGCGCCAACGUAUUAGAUUUCUCCUACCUACCUACCUUGUAGUUACAUGUUGUCAACAUUGGAAGUUACUGAAAUCGAAAUUAUCUACAUGAUUCAUAGAGAUUACGCAAAUAAAUGAACGUGUGCAUGUAUAUUCAUACGGAAUUACGACUGUCGA
Molecule: messenger RNA, 5960 nt
Organism: Acanthaster planci (crown-of-thorns starfish)
Lineage: Eukaryota; Metazoa; Echinodermata; Asteroidea; Valvatida; Acanthasteridae
Gene: bckdk
Product: branched chain keto acid dehydrogenase kinase
Biological process (GO): regulation of glucose metabolic process; protein phosphorylation
Cellular component (GO): mitochondrion
Molecular function (GO): pyruvate dehydrogenase (acetyl-transferring) kinase activity
Source: RefSeq, a predicted model, not a curated record